AGGCUUUUCGGCCAUAUUGAGCUGAAAUGGCGUCGCCUCAUGGAAUUAAUACCCCAGAGACUAAACACGAAUUUUCUAUAGAAGUCUUAUUGAAAGAGCCAUUCAAGGAAACAAAAAAGCUGUCGGAAAGCUGUCAUAAAUCUCAAGAAUCGAUGAAUGGAGAUCUUUUAAUAAACACCGAAAAGCAACACGCAAAGAUUCAAAACAAACAUCCACGGAAUUAUUUCACAGAACCCCCAUCGAUUGAAUGUUGUGUCCGAGAGAACCAAGGAUUGCCACCACAUCCACGCGCAAAUCAGUACCCAGCCCAUUUCUGCAAGGCAAUGGUGGCCUACUGUGAAGAUCCGUAUUGGACAGAACGCACAGUGCCACUUCCGCCAGGGCUUGUUGUACCACGUCGCCCUCUAGACUACUACAAUAUCAUACCAAACUUGUCGCCACCACCAGAGGAUUUCAAUUGGAUUCCUCCUAAUGAGCCUCCUCCAAUUGAAAUACCAAAAGAAGCUUAUGAGUUGUUUUAUGAAAGAAGGAAAAUAUAUUUUGAAAAUCUUCACAAAAACCGGAAAACUGAGUCGGCAAAGAUUCGCAAACAAGGUGAUGGUCCUAGUUUACAAUGAAAUAAACAAACUGUGAAUACUUUUCAUUCCGAAUAACCUUUAAAAUAACUUGAUAAUAACUGAACCUCUAAUCAAUUCAGAACUUCUGUUGAAACCGAUUUUGGUAUUUUCCUCUGUAAAAAACAUUUGCUUCAAUAAAAAAUGUAAACUAUUCGAUUGAUAAUGUAAAUGUAUUUUAUAACAAAUGAUUAUCAUACAUACUUCCUUAAUUUUAUAUGUUCACUUCUUUUGAGAAAUGAUAAAUUGUGAAUAAAAUUGUAUUGCUG
Caenorhabditis elegans is the source of this 883-nucleotide messenger RNA. RefSeq names its product MX region of TRA-2 Related (gene xtr-1). Gene Ontology annotation, biological process: hermaphrodite germ-line sex determination; hermaphrodite somatic sex determination. Gene Ontology annotation, molecular function: transmembrane signaling receptor activity. The record is from RefSeq and is marked reviewed. Lineage: Eukaryota; Metazoa; Nematoda; Chromadorea; Rhabditida; Rhabditidae.